GUGAUAAUAGAGCAAAACCCUACUGCUAAAACGCGAUUAUAUUAUUGUUUUGCUUAACGAUACUCCGAAUCGGUACGUCGGUACAUUAAUUACGGUACGUAUAAAUGAUGCAGCACGGACGCUAUAGCCAUUAGAGAUUCUCGCUACGGUUGACCGUUGCCCGACCCUUUGGUUCCCCUGUAACUUUUGUUUUGAAACCAAAUUCGUGAACUCAGCUUCAACUCACUCAUAUCGCCAUCCUCGUACUCGAAGGGAGAGGGAGAGAUAGAUAGAAGGAGAGAAGCAACAAAAGCUACUUUGCCCUUCCGCACCCGGCCCAUAGCCCCCUCCUGCCGGAACCAUCGCCGUUCGAACACCAGGAGCAGCAGCACCUUCUCAGCGCGUUGCUCGGUCAUCCUUCAACUUCAACUUCAGCGCCCACCUCCAUUCAUACUUGGUUCGCUUCGUCGCAGCUUGCGUUAAGCCAGAUCGAUCUGGCGACUUAUUCGGACCUCGUCGACCUUCACAGACCCGUCGGAAAUGCGAUAGCCAUUCUCUCUGCUCAGCUCCUCCAACGGACUGAGAUCGAGCGCCUGCACUCGUGCUCCGCUCUCGCUCUUCAGCCCAACUCGUCACUCCUUUGAGGUCCUGAGCGGCCUGCAUUGUUCCUAUGAUCAGAGACCAGAUCGCACCGUCUGGCCCUAGACCAGCGGGUCUGCCCUCUCAAAAGUCCUCAAAGGAGAACCACGACCCCGUUGUUUCUGCUCCUCGACCACGCCUACCUAUUGGCCGAGAACCACCGCCUGUUUUGAAUAAGAUACCCUUGCCCUCAGAACAAGCCUCGGGCGAACCUCUGGACUUUCUGCCCUCCCCAAGUUUCGACGAUCUGCACAUGAGCAUAUCAUCGGCAUCUGACGACCAGAGACUCGAGCCUUUCCCGGACACAAAAAGAGAACCUAGCCUGUCCAGCAGCAUGAUGUCCGACAGACCUACCGGUGGUGUAAUGACCCGAGAAGCGGUUGAGGCGAAAGGUUUAGCCGGCCGCGGGGCGCCUAUUACAAGGCCAGUUCGGAGUGGCUCUCUUUUAAGGAGGCAGAGUACCUCAAAUCGACAGAGCAGUGUUUCCUCUACAUCGUCUGCUAUACCUGGGAGCAUGGACCCGCCCACAGCCCCGCUUGCUAUGCGCACACGCAGACAGAACCAGUACCCCCCAAUAUCAGCAAAUAACGGAGGCAAAGGACAACGUAAAUCCAUCGGUUUUGGCGGCACUGAAUCCGACACGUCUUUCAGAACAUCUCACAGACGCAGACCAAGUUUAGCGUCCAGUAUUACGGCGUCUGCAUCAAAUCAAAGCUUGUCAGAUGCCACAAACGGCAGUCGGAUGUCGGAUUCGUCUGGAAACUUUCAAGGCGACACUUCACGUCUAACAACACCACGCGCAUCGAAAACAAAGUCUCUCCAACCUCCAUCUCGUCACAACCAAGAAUCAUCGUCGACCCCAAGAGGCACCCCUGAUCAUUCUAGAUCAUUAUCAUAUGCUGGGAAGUCACCCGGCCGACACAACGGGCGCAACACGUCGACUCCAUCAUCAGCAGCAAGGCGUAUGUCGCAAAUGCCUUCAUCCAAUUCACAUGCAUCUGGAUUAGGCGCAAGGACAAUCAGUCCUACGGAUACGAGACGAAUGAAGCGGAUGUCUACCAUGCAUGGUGCUCCACCUUUGCCAAAUACUCCGCCUGUGAACCAGCAGGAUCCUUCCCAUCUAAGAGGAUCGUCACGUUCGCCAUCACUUCUUCCACGCAUGAGCACUACGCCUUCGUCUUUGCGCAACACCCCGGACUUUAGCCGCAAAACGUAUGGAGUCUCUACUGGAUCCAAUGGUGGGUUUACGCCGAGAUCGUCAACUGGAUCGCUCCAGCCCCAGCCUCGCUUGCUUCCUGUGCCAUCGACUUCUAGACUACCUACUCCAAAGUCAAGAAAUGUUCAUAGCUCUGCCGGGAAUGAAGAGGAGGAAGUGCCACCUGUCCCAGCAAUUCCAAAGGCAUAUGAAUCUCCAAAAGAGUCACCUGCCGAACCCCCACUCUAUGCCGCUCGAAAAUCAAGCCUCCCAUUUGAUUCGAGCAGUAUAAACAGCCGGAACAGCAGCUCUACCAAUGAGCUAUCUGGAACAUCAUCCGGAAGAGAUCCCAGAAAUGUGGACUCAAGCUCUCACUCUAGAAUACAGCACGGCAUGGGUGCUGGGUCAGAUGCUGAACAACAUGGAAAGCGUGGGCCCCCUAAGAAAAAACACCUGCAGCCAUUGCGACUCCCUCCACUUAACCUACUUCCCCUGAGCACUCCAACUGCAGCAAAGAUUGCUGCUUUCCGCAAUGAUGCAGCUUCAAAUUCCAACGGGACAGUAACGCCACCACCAAAACGAGCGAGUGCGAAGACCCCUACAACACCUAUGACAGCAUCGAAAUCUACAUUCUUUUCACACAAUCGUGAUGAUAUGUCGGGCCAUAUCACCGACCAGUUGCGAAGCAGCACAUCGAUCCAGCAUUCAAGGCAAGACAAUGGAUCUACAAGUCCCACAAAGCCGCUACCCGCGCCACCAAACCCGGCACGACAGAACGCUGUGUCACCAUUCAUUUCAUCGUCCUUACCAAAGAACAGUGGAGAGUUCAACUUUUUGCCAAGACCACAAACAAGUGGUGACUUCCCAACCGACUUUUCUGGCGAACAGAGGCUGAGUAAAUUAAAUGGCCCUCGGGCUCUGAAUACUGCCCUGCCACCCAAGGCUGAUGAUCCCCCAACUUACGAUCAGUCAAGCCAAGACGAGGCCCAGACACCGUCGUCGGCGUCAUCGCUUCGGAGAAAGCUCAGCCUUGGCUGGAGACGUACUGGUUCUAAAAGCAGCAUUAGCUUGUCUCAUGCAGCGAACGAGAGGGCGGCUAACGACAAGAGCUCGGAAUAUGCACCUCAACCUCCAAAGCACGAUCCAAAGCAUAAUGACAUGCCACCUCCAAGACUUCCUGCGUCGAUGAGUAUGCAGAACGUUAACAGCCAGGCGGCAACGUCAAGCCCAAGCCCGACUGUGAAGCCGAUGUAUCUGGAAUCGAAAAGACGGAAAAGCUCCAUUUCGAGUCUCACGCUACCCGUUGCUCAAGAACGCACACAAGGCAAUAACUGGGGUAUUACCCCCCGUGGUCCGAAGAAAGAGGAUACUACAGAUAUGAAGCCUCUACAACCCAAGCUCAACCCGCAGCGAUCCUCGGCUUCAAUGAUUGCCCAUGGCCAGAGAAUAAUCGGACCCAAGGCGUCCUCGAGUGCCUUGAGGCCGGUGAAUCCUUACGCUUCCAAGCUCGACAAGGAUGACUUAGUGGCAGAAGAGGAGAUGAGGAAAAUGGCGUCAAGGCGGAAAGAGACCGAGCAAGCUGCGAAAGUACUCGAUGCCCUCCGAAAACGUGCCACGCCCAAGGAGAGGGUAUCUCCGCAACAAGCAGUGCAAAUGGCACAUCUGAACAUUUAUGAGCGCGGUGAGAUUGUUGACUUCAAGGAUGUUUACUUCUGCGGCACGCAAAGCGCAGCCAAACAUGUUGGGAAAGUUCAAUCUGAUAAUGCCAACUUUGGCUACGACGAUGAACGAGGAGACUACAGCAUUGUAAAGGGCGACCAUCUCGCAUUUAGGUACGAGAUCAUCGACAUCCUCGGAAAGGGUAGUUUCGGUCAAGUUGUUCGAUGUAUCGACCACAAAACUGGCGGCUUGGUUGCUAUCAAGAUUAUUCGGAAUAAGAAGAGGUUUCAUCAGCAGGCACUUGUGGAAGUCAACAUCUUGCAGAAGCUGCGCGAAUGGGAUCCAACAAACAAACAUAGCAUGGUCAACUUCACGCAAAGUUUCUACUUCCGUGGCCAUCUUUGCCUCUCUACUGAACUUCUUGAUAUGAACCUCUACGAGUUCAUUAAGUAUAAUGGCUUCAAGGGGUUCUCGUUGAAGCUCAUUAGGCGCUUCACCAAACAGCUUCUGGGCAGUCUGCUUCUUCUUAAGGUUCACAAGGUCAUCCACUGUGAUCUCAAGCCAGAAAAUAUUCUACUUGCUCACCCAAUGCACUCGGAGAUCAAGGUUAUCGAUUUCGGUUCCAGUUGCUUUGAAAACGAAAAGGUAUAUACCUACAUUCAAUCUCGAUUCUACCGAUCGCCAGAGGUUAUCCUCGGUAUGAGUUACGGAAUUGCAAUUGACAUGUGGAGUGUUGGCUGUAUCUUGGCUGAGCUUUAUACCGGCUAUCCGAUUUUCCCUGGCGAGAAUGAGCAGGAGCAGUUGGCCUGUAUCAUGGAAGUGUUUGGACCACCAGAGAAGCAUCUUAUUGAGAAGAGCACAAGAAAGAAGCUCUUCUUCGAUUCUAUGGGCAAGCCACGACUCAUUGUGUCAUCGAAGGGCCGUCGCCGGAAGCCUUCGUCGAAGACCUUGCAACAAGUCCUGAAGUGUGACGACGAGGUGUUCCUGGAUUUCCUUUCGAAGUGCUUGAGAUGGGAUCCAGCCAGACGAAUGACGCCAGACCAAGCUGUUCAACACGAAUAUAUCUUGGGACCAAAGACAUCGCUAUCAGCACCACGACCCCUUGGAGGCACCAGCAGAAAUGAAUCGCCAGUCAAGCGAUAUAAUACUACGGCUACCUCCCAGAGUAGCCAGCGACCUCUCCCAGAGCCUCCGGUGACUGCACUUCGCAACGGUGGCACGAGGACUCGUGAUCCUAGUCCGAAUAAACCUCCGGCCCCAAGGAGAUUGUCCAAUGUACAUAACCUAAGCAACCCAACAAUCUCGACCGCGAGCAAGCGCGCCAGUAUUGGCCCUGCAGCCCAGACCACAAGUGGGCUACCGAGAGUCGCAACACGGAGCACGAGCGGGAGGCAAGACCUGGCCAUCUCAGGAGCCGGAGCAGCGAUGAACAGGAGAGGAUGAAAAGUGAUUGACGACGUUUACGAACAAUAUUAUCGGCGGCAGAUAUAUACAUAUGACGAGGGGGAUGACGGGGACCGGAUGGGGUUUAACGAUAGGGUAGUCGGUUCUACUUCUUGCGCGUGUGUGUUCAGCAUUGUGUGGCGUGCAUAGCUUUGCGAAUUGGCCCCUACGCAUUUUGCGGGCUUCUGCUUGCCUCGGGCGGGACAGUGUUUUUGUGUUUUGACAUACCCUGAUGCUUUUCUCUUUUUGUUCGCGAGAUGGAAGCGCCACGGGAUGUGGCGGACAUGGAAUAGAAGGAUGGAGUGUGGGCGGGGA
Molecule: messenger RNA, 5230 nt
Organism: Pseudogymnoascus verrucosus
Lineage: Eukaryota; Fungi; Ascomycota; Leotiomycetes; Thelebolales; Thelebolaceae
Exons: 4
Coding region: 650-4915 (1421 amino acids)
Biological process (GO): peptidyl-serine phosphorylation; peptidyl-threonine phosphorylation
Molecular function (GO): protein serine/threonine kinase activity; ATP binding
Source: RefSeq, a predicted model, not a curated record